Colletotrichum higginsianum IMI 349063 is the source of this 1353-nucleotide messenger RNA. Its product is annotated as Mitochondrial ribosomal protein. The transcript is spliced from 2 exons. NCBI's taxonomy places the organism in Eukaryota, Fungi, Ascomycota, Sordariomycetes, Glomerellales, Glomerellaceae. The record is from RefSeq and is a predicted model, not a curated record. The coding region runs from base 1 to 1353 and encodes 450 amino acids. Gene Ontology annotation, cellular component: mitochondrial small ribosomal subunit. Gene Ontology annotation, molecular function: structural constituent of ribosome.
AUGGCUUCCGCCGCCAACUGUGCGCGGUGCCUCACCAGGCCCACGACGAUCGCAGCAGCAGCGCCUCGGGUCCUCUCGCAGCGAAUCGUGCCUAUCAUCACGUCGUACUCCUCGGCUACCGGAAUCGCGCCGUUCUCGACCUCGUCUGCAGACUCCGCCGCCGCCCGUCGGGUGACGUAUAUCGGAAAGCACAUUCGUCGCGGCAAGAUCAACCAGAACGCGCGCAAGAAGCGGGACACUGCCAGGGUCAAGAAGCCGGCUCCCGGAGAGAGAAAGGCCUUUCGCAAACGCAUCACGCUGAGCAACAACAAUGCUCUGGCCGUCGAGGGCCUCCAGGAUGUCGGCAGAGAGACGCUGGCCGUGGCGGAGAACAAGGGCUCUGUGGUCGCCUUGCCGGAUCAGCUGGUCGACCAGCUCCGGACGCUCGAAGCGUUCAAGACGACCCAGAACUGGGGUCUAUUCCGCAGGCCGCACAUGCUCGUUCGGGGGGAGACGGUGAAGCUCGCAAAGAGGCUGGACGGCGCCGUUAAGGAGAGGCAGACGCUGAGGAUGGUGUUGACGGCCCAAGAUCUCACCAACUCCAACACGGACUACAGUCCGGUCCCUAACACCAAGCCCCUUCAGUUCUACCAGCCGACCUACUGCUUCAGUCUCCUCCAGCAGAUCGUCAAGGCCAAUGGCCCCAUCUUGAAGCAGCACAAGAUCUCCAAGGAGUACCCCGAGCUUCUCCACGUCCCCAAGGACGGCACCUUGCUCGACAUUGCUACGGCCGCAAAGGAGCCUGAGUUCGCCUGGCCCGCCUUCCAGGCCCUUUGGCACGAGCUUACCACGGCCCCCGACGGUCCGCCCGUCUUUCUCGGACUCGAUGGCCUCUCCCACAUCAUGAAGAUUUCGGCCUAUCGCGACCCGUCCUUCAACCUCGUGCACUCGCACGACCUCACACUCGUCCGGCUGUUUGUCGACGCCCUUUCUGGCAAGACUCCGCUCGCCAACGGCGGUGCCGUCAUCGCUGCCACGAGCCGCAGCAAUGCGCCCCGCUCCCCGUCCAUGGAGCUCGCCCUGGCCCAGUCUGCCGCCGCCGCCGCCGACCUGCACGUCCCCACUCCGGACCCCUACAACAAGGGUUACGACGACCGCGUCUACGAGGCCGUCCGCGGCGUUGAGACCUUCAACGUGAGCGGUAUCAAUCGCGAGGAGGCACGCGCCGUGAUGGAGUACUGGGCCGCCAGCGGCCUCAUGCGCGCGCGCAUCGAUGAGACCACCGUCGCGGAGAAGUGGACAAUCUCUGGUGGUGGUGUUCUCGGCGAGCUGGAGCGGGCGAGCUUGCUCAACUCGCGUAUGCUACAGUACUGA